This is a messenger RNA of Coffea eugenioides, 3794 nucleotides long. RefSeq names its product BRCT domain-containing protein At4g02110. The transcript has 10 exons. The coding region runs from base 4 to 3558 and encodes 1184 amino acids. The record is from RefSeq and is a predicted model, not a curated record. NCBI's taxonomy places the organism in Eukaryota, Viridiplantae, Streptophyta, Magnoliopsida, Gentianales, Rubiaceae.
GAGAUGAUUCCCUCGAAAAUCUUCGACGGAGUCCAUUUUGUUCUCGUAGGAUUCGAUUCCAUUUCACACCAACAGGUUCGGUCCAGGAUGGUAGAAGCCGGUGGUGUUGAUGUUGGUCGUUACGGUCCUGAUUGCACUCACGUGAUUGUCGAUAAAGCUGUUUACGAUGAUCCUAUCUGUGUGGCUGCUCGAAGCGAUGGCAAGACAUUGGUCACUGCCUUGUGGGUUUACCACAGUUUUGACGUGGGAAUGCCUGUUGACCCUGCCUUGAUAAUGUACAGACCUUUAAGAGAUCUAACUGGAAUUCCAGGUGCCAAAUCCUUGGUUGUUUGCUUGACUGGUUACCAGGGUCAUGAAAGAGAUGAUAUUAUGGUUAUGGUUGAUUUGAUGGGUGCAAAUUUUUCAAAACCUUUGGUAGCAAACAAGGUUACACAUCUUAUAUGCUACAAAUUUGAAGGUAUGAAGUAUGACCUUGCAAGGCAAAUGAAGAGGAUAAAACUUGUUAACCAUCGGUGGUUGGAAGACUGUUUAAGGACAUGGCAAAUUCUGCCGGAAGAUGACUAUGACAAGAGUGGAUAUGAGCUGGACAUGAUGGAAGCUCAAGCAAAGGAUUCUGAGGAUGAAGCUCAAGACAUGGACACAGAGCAAACGAGAGGGAAGGGUAUGGUUUCAACUUCUGGAUUACUGUCAGUUAGCAAAAUGGAGGCAAAACCUGAUCAAGUUUCUCGGGAAGGAACUCCUGUCAGGCUUCUUGAGGUGCCUGGUUCCUUUGUCCCUGGUACAGCAGGGAAAAUUUGCACUGAGUUAAAUUCAAUGGGUAGAACACCACUUCCAGAAAAUGUUAUAAGUGACUUCACUUCUGCUUCUAAAGUUGAUGAGAAAUCACCUAGUCCCAAUGCACCCAAGUUCACCGCUCUAAGUUAUUCCAGAAAAACACCAAGGAAAGCUAUUCUUCCUGUAGAAUCAGUGCAAACUGAAAGUAAAGCUCAAAUUUCUGUUAUUCGGGAUUUUGAUAAUAAAGUUCAUGUUAGUGACAGCUUUAACAUGUCUUCUUGCAAUAUGGAUGUGGAUGGAACUACUUCAAAUGAUAAAAGAAGUCCUCUGAAGGAAAUUUUAUCAUGUCCAGAUGAUGGGAGGAGUGAUAGUUUGUCUGAGAAGAGAAAGGUGGCCAUUUUUGUGGGCAGCUCCAAAUUACAAAGGACCGACAAUAAUUUGGAUGUCAGCUCAGAUGGUGUAGUUGUCAAUAGAACUGAAGAACGUCCACCCGAACCUUCAAUGAACGAACUGCUGAAGGUUUCUGGUCAUUCUCCAGGGAAAAAAUUCGGUUAUGCAGACACUACAACUGAUUUAAAUCCUUUGAAAAGUUCUCCAGCUAAGGUUUGUAGUCCUAUCACAUCUGAGAUAGAGCAAGUAUGCAGCAAGAUAGCACCUCAAAUUUCUUCUGAAAAGAGAAAUAUCACUUGCACGGAUAGCGAUCCAGAAGUUAAAGAUCUUCAUUCUAAUAGGCCUGAAAAUGCAGUUAAUGAUUCUACAAUGGUACAGAAUGGGUUGCAAGAUGAAGCCCCACCUCCUGAAACCAAAGUACAUGAAGUUGAAAGAUGCAAUCCUAUGGUUGGGUUGGACGUUCCUGGAGGAGAGGCCAGCACUCGGUCAAAACCACUCAAAAGAAAGCUGUUGGCUAAAAAAACUCUGGGCUCUAGACCAAGUUUUGGUAGAGGGAAGGCUCUCAAUCAAAAAGGUUCCAUACAUAUUAAAGAAAAGGGCUCAGCAAAAAAUCAUUCGAUGAGCCCUUUAGGGCAGAAUGAAACUGAGGAACCUGGGAGGUUUAUUAGUACUGAAAGAGUUAAAGUGGUCCAUCCAACUUUUGAUGCAGAGAUGGACGAAGAUGCCAAAAUGGCAAAUGUUUUAGAAUCCAGAAAUGAAAAGGCAUAUAAAACUAGAUUUGUAGAUGAUGAAACUGAAGCUACAGAGAAUGUGGAGGACAAGGAAUUAGAUGCCAUUAUAGAUAACGACAAGCCUGGUGACAUUGAUGUACCAAAUUCAGUCCCUACGAGGACGGGAGAAAAAGUAGGUGUCCAAAACAAACAAACUGCUGAUGACAUUCCAGGUGUUGAGGAACAGGUGGUGGAUUCUGGUGAUGACAAGUUAAUGAGCGAAGCUGAAAAUGCUCCUGGCAAGAAAAAUGAACAGAGUGAAUCAUUACUCAGGGAUAAUUCUAAAGGGGAGCGCAUAACUAGUGGCAAUAAGUUUCCUUCAACCAAAACUAGGAAAAAGAACAUUCCUGUAGAAAAUUCUGGGAAAGGUGACCAGAGGAAGGAGGCCAAAGAUGAAUUGAGUGGUAAAAAGGCUAAAAGAAGGAAUGAAAAGAGCUUUGAAGUUAAAGUAGAUAAGGACAUUAUACCAGCACAAGUGGACAUGGCAGAUAACUCCAUGGAAAUGGAAAAGGAGAAUACACCUCUUGAGAUAGGAAGCAUAAAUGUGAAUAAUACUAGUAAAAAGAUGGUUGGAAUGUUGACCCGAAAAUCCAAUAUUAAGCCCCAGAAGAAUGAUGGUGAAGAUUCUGGUUCAAAGUCAGUGGCACAGAUUAUAGUGAAAACAGAACCGAUUUGGUUUAUAUUAAGUGGGCAUAAGCUACAAAGAAAGGAUUUCCGACAGGUGAUUCGGCAUUUGAAAGGAAGAGUUUGCAGAGAUUCUCACCAGUGGUCAUAUCAGGCAACGCACUUUAUUGCUCCAGAUCCACUACGCAGAACUGAAAAGUUUUUUGCUGCUGCAGCAUCUGGAAGGUGGAUUCUGAAGACUGAUUAUUUGAGUGCUAGUAAUGAGGCUGGAAAGUUUUUGGCUGAGGAGCUGUAUGAAUGGCAUAAGAAGGGGCUGAGUGAAGAUGGUGCAAUCAACUUGGAAGCUCCAAGGAAGUGGCGCCUCUUGAGGGAGAGAACUGGGCAUGGAGCAUUUUAUGGAAUGCGCAUAAUUAUUUACGGGGAAUGCAUUGCACCUCCUCUGGAUACAUUGAAGCGUGUUGUGAAGGCUGGAGAUGGGACAAUUUUGGCAACUUCACCUCCUUAUACUCGUUUUCUUCAAUCAGGAGUCGACUUUGCUAUUGUCAGUUCUGGGAUGCCACGGGUUGACAUUUGGGUUCAGGAGUUCUUAAGAAACGAGAUACCCUGUGUUUUAGCUGAUUACUUGGUAGACUAUGUAUGCAAGCCUGGGUACUCACUUGAUAGACAUGUACAAUACAACACGCUUGCUUGGGCAGAGAAGUCAUUAAAGAACCUUGUAACUCGCAUGGAAGAAGUCGUUGAGAAUCCUACUUCAGAGGAAAACGAUGAUGACAUAACCUGUCAAGUCUGUGGUUCUCGUGACAGGGGAGAGGUCAUGCUCAUUUGUGGUGAUGAAAAUGGUUCCUCUGGUUGUGGUAUUGGUACCCACAUUGACUGCUGUGAUCCUCCGCUAGAAGAGAUUCCGCAAGAAGAUUGGUUUUGUCCGAACUGUAGGAACAGAAACAGGCAAAAUGCUCAAAAGAAUUCUAGGAAACCCAUCUCUAGGUUAAAGCGAAAGUGACUGCUUUAAUUUGCUCCUUGUUUAAUAAUAUUAUGUUCCAUAAAUCAAUUUUGUAGAUUCUUGUCGAGUGUGUCAACUUAGUUUCCAAAGCAGCUGCUGGACCUGGUACUAACCAUUUAAUUUCUUUUAGCCGUUUCUAAAUGUAAUUGGAAAGUGUAGGUCUCGCACUCAAAAAACUAUUUGAGAUAUUUUAGUUGUAUCAGGCGGCCUUGGCAACGGGAUUGCAUAAUUUCCAC